Molecule: messenger RNA, 858 nt
Organism: Sporothrix schenckii 1099-18
Lineage: Eukaryota; Fungi; Ascomycota; Sordariomycetes; Ophiostomatales; Ophiostomataceae
Product: NAD dependent epimerase/dehydratase
Exons: 1
Coding region: 1-858 (285 amino acids)
Cellular component (GO): mitochondrion
Molecular function (GO): protein-containing complex binding
Source: RefSeq, a predicted model, not a curated record
AUGGCGGCAGCAGCAAAAAGACUUGUCGUUUGCGGCGGCAACGGCUUUCUCGGGUCGCGCAUCUGCAAAUUCGGCGUGCAGCGCGGCUGGGACGUCACAUCCAUCAGCCGGUCGGGCGAGCCGCGGUGGGAUGCCGUGACGGGCGCGCAGACACCACCGUCGUGGGCCCGCCGCGUGUCCUGGGAGCGUGCGGACGUCUUCCAGCCGGAGACAUAUGCGCCGCUGUUCCGGGGCGCCAACUACGGCGUGCACAGCCUCGGUAUUCUGCUGGAGGCCGACUACAAGGGGAUUCUAUCGGGACAGGAGUCUCCGAUUACGGGCAUCAAAAAGGUCCUGGGUGGAGCCGCAUCGCCACCAAGCGAUCCGUCAAAGGCAAAAGACGGCAUGACAUACGAGCGGAUGAACCGGGACAGCGCCGUUCUGGCCGCGCAAGCCGCUGCCGAGGGCGGCGUCGAGGCGUUUGCGUACAUUUCGGCGUCGGGAGCGGCACCGGGCCUGCCGUCGCGGUACCUCAGCACGAAGCGGGAGGCCGAACGGCAGCUGGAGGCCGCGUCCAGAGACCCAAGCCACCCUCUCGGCCGGCCCAUUUUUGUGCGGGCGCCGUUCCUCUACGAUGCAGGCGCACGGCCGCUGACAGUCCCGUUGGCCGCGCUGGCCGGUGCCGGCACCGUCGUCAACAAGUUCACGGGCGGCGCGCUGACAGGGCUGCUGGGCACGAUGGGCACGAAGCCGCUCAAGGCGGACGAUGUGGCGGAGGCGGUGGUCGAGGCAUUGAGCGACGAGUCGGUGGGCGGCGCGCUGGAGGUGGCACAGCUGGUUGAGCUGGCCAACCGAGGCUGGCGGAAAGGCAUGUUGUAG